Cynara cardunculus var. scolymus (artichoke) is the source of this 546-nucleotide messenger RNA. Its product is annotated as dirigent protein 22-like. NCBI's taxonomy places the organism in Eukaryota, Viridiplantae, Streptophyta, Magnoliopsida, Asterales, Asteraceae. The transcript has a single exon. The record is from RefSeq and is a predicted model, not a curated record. Bases 1 to 546 code for a protein of 181 amino acids.
AUGGUGAAGCCAUGCAUAACCCUAAUGCUAAUAAUCUCAAUGAUCCUAUUGGCCAGUUGUUUGGUCCAUUGCAAAAUUGAUCAAGACCCUUUAGCCGUAGAAGAAUGGUUCAAAAAGCUGCCCAACAUGACCCCAAUCCAUACCCACCUUCACUUCUAUCUACACGAUACAGUGAGUGGCACCAACCGCACCACCAUGAGAAUCGCCCAAUCCACCAUCACCUCCUUUGGGCUCACAACUGGACCUCAACCCAACUCUACCAUCGUGGGUCAAGCACAAGGCAUCUAUGGUUCAGCAUCGUUAGAGGAGUCCGAUGGUCUUCUGAUGACCAUCAACUUGUUCUUCACCGCAGGGGAUUACAACGGUAGUGCUCUGAGCCUUUUGGGGCGGAAUGCGGUGUUUCAUUCCUACCGUGAAAUCCCGAUUGUUGGUGGUUCUGGAGUUUUCAGGAUGGCAAGGGGUGUUGCCACCGCAAAAUCUUAUUAUUUUAAUCUUACCUCUGGUGAUACCAUUGUCGAAUAUUACGUCAUGGUUGUUCAUUAUUGA